UUUCUUACAAAAACCCUAGACAAGAAGUUGCUAGCUACUAGUUCAAUGGCUGUUCAGAGCCCCACUUUCAGCGAAGCUCAAGCUUCGAAGAAUGUUUUGAAUGGCCAUUUCUUUGUAUGGAGAGAGUUUGUGUGGGGAGCUGUCGCGGGUGCUUUUGGGGAAGGAAUGAUGCAUCCGGUGGAUACUAUUAAAACUAGAAUACAAAGUCAAGCUAUUCUAAAUGGAGUUCAGAACCAGAAAAACAUACUGCAGAUGGUGCGAUCUGUCUGGCAGCUUGAUGGAUUCAGAGGCUUUUACAGGGGUGUAACACCUGGUAUUACUGGAUCUCUUGCAACUGGUGCAACAUAUUUUGGUGUCAUAGAGUCCACAAAAAAGUGGAUUGAGGAUUCACAUCCUAGCCUUAGGGGCCAUUGGGCACAUUUCAUUGCUGGAGCUGUUGGAGACACUCUAGGUUCUUUUGUGUAUGUUCCAUGUGAAGUGAUCAAGCAACGCAUGCAAAUUCAAGGCACAAUUACAUCUUGGAGUUCUGUUGCCAUGAAGGAUGGAAUUGCAAUGAAACCUAGCACACAAAUGUAUGGUUAUUAUACAGGGAUGUUCCAUGCUGGCAGCUCAAUAUGGAAAACGCAGGGCUUAAAGGGCAUAUAUGCAGGAUAUUUGUCUACACUGGCAAGGGAUGUUCCAUUUGCUGGCCUAAUGGUCAUGUUCUAUGAAGCUUUGAAAGAUGUUACAGAAUAUGGGAAGCAAAGAUGGAUACCUAGCCCAAAUUGGCAUGUCAAUAAUACAUUUGAGGGGCUUGUUUUAGGAGGAUUAGCUGGUGGUCUCAGUGCAUACCUCACCACUCCUUUGGAUGUUGUUAAAACAAGACUGCAAGUGCAGGGUUCAACUUUGAGGUAUACUGGUUGGUUGGAUGCAAUUUGCAAUAUAUGGGCUACGGAAGGCGUGAAGGGGAUGUUUAGGGGUAGCAUUCCCAGGAUUACGUGGUAUAUUCCAGCUUCAGCGCUUACAUUCAUGGCUGUGGAAUUUCUCAGAGAUCAUUUUAAUGAAAGAGUGCCCAAUGAUAAUUUACGAGAUGUUGCUAGAUUAUCAGUAGACAAGAAGAAAUCUCUGCAGGAGGUUGCUUAAAGUUCUGCCAGAUUACAUGGUACUUCCCAUCCAAAUUUUUGCCAAGAUGGGAGGUUAGAUCCCCAAUAUUGUAAACUUUGGUCCAUUUCUGCUCAUUCAUUCAGUUUGGCUCAUCAGUCAGACUGGUGAAUAAUUGUCUUUGUAAAUUGGAAAUUUGCUUCUGGUAACUAAGACCAUGUGAUGGUAAUUUUUUUUUUGUACAGAUUCACUUUUACAUACCCUU
Abrus precatorius (Indian licorice) is the source of this 1345-nucleotide messenger RNA. Its product is annotated as mitochondrial substrate carrier family protein E. NCBI's taxonomy places the organism in Eukaryota, Viridiplantae, Streptophyta, Magnoliopsida, Fabales, Fabaceae. The transcript is spliced from 9 exons. The record is from RefSeq and is a predicted model, not a curated record. The coding region runs from base 46 to 1122 and encodes 358 amino acids.